Opisthocomus hoazin is the source of this 696-nucleotide messenger RNA. NCBI's taxonomy places the organism in Eukaryota, Metazoa, Chordata, Aves, Opisthocomiformes, Opisthocomidae. The record is from RefSeq and is a predicted model, not a curated record.
AUGUCAUCGCUACACAGCACGGGUGUCACAGUGCCAGGUCAGAAUAUCCCCUUGGUACCCAGAGUCACCCGAGCCACUUGGGCUUGGCUUGCUGACUGGCAGGACAAGGCCAGGCUGUCCAGGGUGACGACCAGCGAGGGAACCUUCGGUCCACCUCGGGCAAAAGAAAUGCAGGGGGAGCUCUCUCCCGCAGAAACACUGUCCCUGGCUGCUCCGGACGAGCUGGGGCAGUCAGCAGAGAUGGAGUGGGAUGGCCAGCCUGGCAGGGACGCACACAAGACCAGACGAGUCCCUGCUGUUUCCAGCGAGAAGGCAGGCGAAGGCAGUGGAUUCUCAUCUCUCUGCUUUCCCCAGAAGCUGUGGAAAAUGGCGGAGAGCGACCAGUUCCAGUCCCUUUGGUGGAGUGAGGGUGGAAAAUGCCUGGCCAUCAAUGAAGAGCUCUUCAAAGAGGAGGUGCUGGGCAGGGGAGGACCUCUGCGGGUUUUUGCCACACACAGCAUGAAGAGUUUCACUCGACAGCUGAACAUCUACGGGUUCACCAAAAUGCAGCGGGAUGCCAAGAGAUCUGCCUCCCUGCCCGAAUUCCUGGCAGAAGAAGCAGCAGCCUCCGCUCACAGCAAGGUACAGCAGUUGCUCUGCACAUCAACCGACCCUCCCAAUAGUCUUGGGGGAGAGACGGACCUCCCUGUCAGAUAA